Uranotaenia lowii is the source of this 1858-nucleotide messenger RNA. Its product is annotated as neprilysin-1-like. Bases 154 to 1782 code for a protein of 542 amino acids. Gene Ontology annotation, molecular function: metalloendopeptidase activity. Lineage: Eukaryota; Metazoa; Arthropoda; Insecta; Diptera; Culicidae. The record is from RefSeq and is a predicted model, not a curated record. The transcript is spliced from 7 exons. Gene Ontology annotation, biological process: protein processing. Gene Ontology annotation, cellular component: plasma membrane.
CGCUAUUACCACAAGUCGAUUUUCGUGGCCCUCAUCCUGGUGAUCGUGAUUCUUCUGAUAGCCAUUAUCGUAAUUGCCUGUCUUUUGCACUUCCCGUCGGAAGUUUGUCGUAGCCCGGAAUGCCUGCGAUCGGCGGCGGACCUGCAGCAGAGCAUGGACCUCACCGUGGAUCCGUGCGAAGAUUUCUACCAGUACACUUGCGGCAAAUGGGACUCGGAACAUCCUCGCCCGGAUAGCUACACCAGCUACGAUUGGUUCACGGAGCGACAGGCUCGGGUACUGCGGAACAUCCGAACCCAUCUGCAACGGAACAGUUCCAGCAGCGAUCCGAAACCGGUGGUUCAGUCCCGGAUCCUGUAUCAAGCCUGCAUGAAUCUCAGUGCAAUGGACAAAGCGGGCUACAAGCCUGUGUUCGAUAUGUUAAAGCAGCUGGAUCUUCCGAGCUAUCCAACCAUAUUGAACGUCACAAAAGUCGAUUACGAGGGAUACAGCUUCGAUUGGGUUCAAUCGCUGGCCCGGGUAGAACAACUGCUUGGGUUGGACAUCAUGUUUGGUUUUGAAAUUACUCCGGAUCCUAGGGAUCGAGACUUCAACCGGUUGGUCUUGGGUAGCCCCGAGACGAAUUCGGAUCUACCGUUCAACUCCAUACUCCUGAAAAACAUCACCCGGAUAAAGCAUAGGUUAACCGUAAGUGAGGAUGGGGAUCCAGAAGACGAUGAUCCGGAUGAAGAGGAUAGUCAACUGACGAAAGCCUACAAAAAGUUCAUGGUCGAAGUGAUGAAAAUUUUAGUCAACAGUACCAACUCCAAGCUGGAUGUGGAAUCCAUUUCCGAAAACUUUGACAAAGCAGCCUCUGUUUACAUCAAAAUGUCCGAAUCACUUAUGAAGAUCUACAACCUAGCGGACAAUGCCUCAAGGACAAACAAUACGGAAGAUCGUCUCAACCUGGACGACAUAGUCUACCUCAACGUGAACGACCUGCAGAACAUCACCGAUAGCCACCUGGCACCCAGGGAACCUCUCCCUAUCUGGGAACAUUACCUCAACAAAGUGUUCGACGGACUACCUGAAGCGGGACCAAACUUUCACGAUGAUCAAAUCAUGACCAGCAGCUCCGACAUCUACUACCUCAAACUGCUGGUGGAUUAUCUGUCAAAGACCCCACUGGUGCACAUCGAAUUAUUCAUCUGGUGGACCGUAGUGGAGGAGCUGAUUCUUCACACGACCAGUGAGAUCAGGCGAUUACACAGCGACUACUAUCGGGCUACCGUAUCGGUCGAAGGCUUCACGACUCGAACGCUGUACUGCACCGGUGCCGUCAACAAGCUGAUGGGGAUGGCCGUUAGCUAUGCAAUCAGCGACCAACAUUUCCUGCAGAACACGAAACCGAAGGUCGAAGCGAUGCUCCGCUACAUCCAGGAAGCUUUCGAACGACUGGUACGAGACACCACCUGGAUGGAUUGGAAGACCAAACGAUCGACCCUGGAGAAAUCGAGGGCCAUGCGAAGUUUGAUUGGCUUUCCGGAGUGGAUUCUGGAACCGAAGAAGUUGGAAGAAUUCUACGACAAGGUCGAAGUCCGUACAGAUCAGCACCUGGCUAACAUGGUUCAAAUCGUUCAACUGCGCAACAUCAACAAACUCCGAAAGUGGAGGUUGAAGAACACGCUCAGUUGGGAGACUGUUCCUACAAAUGUUAAUGCGUUCCACACCUUUCAAGAUAAUGCUAUCACAAUUCCGAUCGCUAUUCUACAGUAUCCCUUCUACCAUCGAGGCCUCGAGUAAGAAGAAUGAAUGCUGAGCGCUUAAUUACGGAUCGAUUGGUACCAUUUUGGGACAUGAACUGACCCAUGGAUUUGAU